AUGCUUGUUUCGCCCCGCGGGCCACCAGAAGACACUGGCCCGCGACUGCUGCGCGAAAUAUGGGCUCUGACAGCGCUCGGCAUCCUCACGGUCACUUUGCGGGUGAUUGCAAAAAUCAAGAUCAGAAAGUUCGCCUGGGAUGACGUUCUUAUGAUUUUGGCGUUGUCCUGCGCCGUCGUUGGAUCAGGGUUGGUGACAUUCGGCGUCAAAUGCGGAUUUGGUCAGCAUGUUUGGGAUAUUCAACCCCAAGUCCCUUCAGUCAUAAUGUAUGACUACUUGGCGCAAGCCUUUGGUAUUGUUGGAGGAACGCUGGGCCGCAUCGCCUUCAUUGUGUUUAUUGUCGGACUACUCGGCACCAGGAGGCUAUACCGGGUUAUUUUGUGGGGCUUGGUUGGCCUGCAGCUCGUGACAAACCUGGUACUGAUCGUCAUACUUUUCGUUCAGUGCCCAGGACAUGCUUCGGCUAUAUGGGCACCAAGUGGCAAGGACAACUGUUGGGAUGUUCGUGUUCAAGCGUAUUACGGAUAUUAUCAAGGGUCGUUCAAUUCGGCAACAGAUCUCUACUUGGCGACUUUCUCGACUUGCAUAUUCUGGAAUCUCAACCUUCGGCUCCGGGCCAAGCUAGGACUAGUUGCACUACUUGGGCUGGGUAUCUUUGCGAUGAUAGCUUCUGUCAUCAAGGUAGUGGAAACGCGAGUCUUCGCACACCCGGAUGAUGAUCCAACCGUUGCCACCGUGAGCUAUGAUCGCUGGUUAUUCAUUGAGAGCUAUCUCGUCAUCAUCACUGCAUCUAUACCAUGCAUCCGAUCACUGCUGCGCUCUUCCCGUGAAAAGCAUACCGCCUCUGCGCGAAGUGUAUACGAACUUCACUCGGUGCAUGCUGAGAACUCGGUCUCUGGCUCCAGGCGGAUGACUCCAAACACACCGAGAAAAGCAGAAGCACGUGUGACGGGCGGAAACGAGAGUUUGGAGGAAAUUCUUCAAUGGAACGACGACGAUGUCGAUCAUUUUCAUGAACAAGCAGGGUCUACCAAGUCAGCUCACAUCCACGUUUGA
Penicillium olsonii is the source of this 1056-nucleotide messenger RNA. NCBI's taxonomy places the organism in Eukaryota, Fungi, Ascomycota, Eurotiomycetes, Eurotiales, Aspergillaceae. The record is from the annotation of a GenBank genome assembly.